UCAGACAGUUUCCGGUCACGUGCACCCUCCGGCCGCCAGCCGCAACAUGGCGCCACCUCCCGGCCGGAAGUGUCCUCGCACACAUUGAUUGCAGCCCACAACAAUCAUGGCGGCGCGCAGGGAGCACACGGGAGACGGAGAUUCCCUGGCGGAGCCGCACGCCAAGCGGCGGAGGGAGAAGCGGCUGAUCGUCCUGCUGGAGGGGGCGAGCCUGGAGACCGUGCGGGUGGGGAAAACAUACGAGCUUCUAAAUUGUGACCAACACAAAUCUGUAUUAGUGAAGAACGGAAGAGACCCGGGAGAGGUCCGUCCGGACAUCACGCACCAGUGUUUGCUGAUGCUGCUAGACAGUCCUCUGAACAGGGCGGGAUUGCUGCAAGUUUAUAUCCAUACUCAGAGGAAUGUUCUGAUAGAGGUGAACCCCCAGACGCGUAUCCCCCGAACGUUCCCGCGAUUCUGCGGCCUGAUGGUACAACUGCUGCACAAGCUGAGUGUUCGAGCCGCCGACGGACCCCAGAAGCUGUUAAAGGUUAUUAAGAAUCCGCUGAGUGAUCACCUCCCUGUGGGUUGUGUGAAGAUCUCUACCUCAUUCCAAGGAGAGAGCGUGCCGUGCGCGCGAGACCUGGUGCCUCCCACGGAGCCCACGCUGAUAGUGAUCGGAGCAUUUGCUCACGGCUCGAUCAAUGUGGACUUUACAGAGCGCAGCGUGUCCAUAAGUCAGUACCCGCUGUCUGCCGCCCUCACCUGCGCCAAGGUCUGCACCGCCUUUGAAGAGGUCUGGGGGGUGAUGUAGAGGCACCGGCUGACGCCAACUACUCCGCAGCCACCGGCUCCCCUCCGUCAUAGAGCGUCGUUAUUCUUUUAUAUGUAAUUUAUGUACAGUGAUAUGUUUGAAAUAAAACAAACAAAAUUCA
Messenger RNA from Pseudophryne corroboree (corroboree frog), 914 nucleotides. It is a transcript of the gene EMG1, whose product is annotated as EMG1 N1-specific pseudouridine methyltransferase. Gene Ontology annotation, biological process: rRNA base methylation. NCBI's taxonomy places the organism in Eukaryota, Metazoa, Chordata, Amphibia, Anura, Myobatrachidae. The transcript is spliced from 6 exons. Gene Ontology annotation, molecular function: rRNA binding; rRNA (pseudouridine) methyltransferase activity. The coding region runs from base 107 to 793 and encodes 228 amino acids. The record is from RefSeq and is a predicted model, not a curated record. Gene Ontology annotation, cellular component: nucleolus; small-subunit processome.